AUGUCCGAAUCCCGACCCGAAUCCCCUCUGCAAAUUCCCUUCAUUGACCCACGGCCAGAAAGGGACAUCCCGCUAGGAGAUACCCUCGAAGAGCAAGAGUCUGACAUAUACGUGGCACGUCAUAACUCAAUUGUCAAUGCCCUCGGUGCCCACAUCGACGGAGCAAUGGCUGAGGCUGGCUUUUCGCUUACUGCCCUGAGUAAAGGGCUGGCUUUCGAAGUGGCGUUGUGCAACGCAAUCAGCGGCGAUUUUGCCAUCCGAGGUCGCGCCCCCCUGAUCCCUGAAUGGCGAAAGACAAUCCAGCACGAGGCCAGUACCCCUGACGGCGACGCAUUCUCUCUUAUUGUGAAAGAGGCUCGAGCAGAUGGUCGUCUGCUAGGGUCUAAUGGGGCCGACCUGAACGUCGAUGACGGCGCGGUGAGAGAGGAAUGCGAGGUGCAUAUCCGGCGCUGCGGGGAGCGGCUUAACACCGCUGGUGAAUGGUGGAAAGAUGCCGCGAGCAUGAGCAUCCUCGAUGGCGCGAUCGCUCGAGCCGACGAGGCCGCUCAGCUGUACUUCAGUUCGCCGGUGAGUGCAUGCUACGGCGGCGGCGCUUCUGAGAAUACAGGCAGUUGA
This is a messenger RNA of Peniophora sp. CBMAI 1063, 615 nucleotides long. Lineage: Eukaryota; Fungi; Basidiomycota; Agaricomycetes; Russulales; Peniophoraceae. The record is from the annotation of a GenBank genome assembly.